Molecule: messenger RNA, 1659 nt
Organism: Pongo pygmaeus (Bornean orangutan)
Lineage: Eukaryota; Metazoa; Chordata; Mammalia; Primates; Hominidae
Gene: SYS1
Product: SYS1 golgi trafficking protein
Exons: 4
Coding region: 219-689 (156 amino acids)
Biological process (GO): Golgi to plasma membrane protein transport; protein localization to Golgi apparatus; Golgi to endosome transport
Cellular component (GO): Golgi membrane; trans-Golgi network
Source: RefSeq, a predicted model, not a curated record
ACUACGCCUGCGCAACCUCAGCCCCGCCCCUCCGCUGCUUUCCCCGGAAACGUUUCUUUCCUACGCAGCCGCUCCUGCCGCUGUGGUCGCUGGAGCUUUGCCUCUCUAGGCCGGCAGCGCCUCUCCUCCAUGGUCCUGUCUGUCAGCGCUGUUUUGGGAGCCCGCCGGUGAGGCCGGGCCACGCUCGGACACUUCGAUCGUCGAGUCUGUCACUGGGCAUGGCGGGUCAGUUCCGCAGCUACGUGUGGGACCCGCUGCUGAUCCUGUCGCAGAUCGUCCUCAUGCAGACCGUGUAUUACGGCUCGCUGGGCCUGUGGCUGGCGCUGGUGGACGGGCUAGUGCGAAGCAGCCCCUCGCUGGACCAGAUGUUCGACGCCGAGAUCCUGGGCUUUUCCACCCCUCCAGGCCGGCUCUCCAUGAUGUCCUUCAUCCUCAACGCCCUCACCUGUGCCCUGGGCUUGCUGUACUUCAUCCGGCGAGGAAAGCAGUGUCUGGAUUUCACUGUCACUGUCCAUUUCUUUCACCUCCUGGGCUGCUGGUUCUACAGCUCCCGUUUCCCCUCGGCGCUGACCUGGUGGCUGGUCCAAGCCGUGUGCAUUGCACUCAUGGCUGUCAUCGGGGAGUACCUGUGCAUGCGGACGGAGCUCAAGGAGAUACCCCUCAACUCAGCCCCUAAAUCCAAUGUCUAGAAUCAGGCCCUUUGGACAUCCUGCUGACACUUGGGCCCCUUAACACCUUGGGCUGCUCAGACCCUCCAGAUGAGGUCCAGCCCAGAUCUGAGAGGAACCCUGGAAAUGUGAAGUCUCUGUUGGUGUGGGAGAGAUAGUGAGGGCCUGUCAAAGAAGGCAGGUAGCAGUCAGCAUGACAGCUACAAGAAUGGCCUCUGUCUGCUGAAGCCUUGGUAUCUGAGAGGUCAGGAAGGGGACCUCUUUGAGGGUAAUAACAGAAUUGGAACCAUGCCACUCUUGAGCCACAAUACCUGUCACCAGCCUGUUGUUUUAAGAGAGAAAAAAAAUCAAGGAUAUCUGAUUGGAGCAAACCACUUCUUUAGUCAUCUGUCUUACCUCCCUGGGACAGCUGUUGCCUUUGCAGUGUUGCCGAAUCACAGCAGUUCUGUUGGAGAAACGCUUGGUUUCCGGAUCCAGAGCCACAGAAAGAAAUGUAGGUGUGAAGUAUUAGGCCGCUGUCAGGGAGAGGAUGGCAGAUGGAGGCAUCAAGCACAAGGAAAAUGCACAACCUGUGCCCUGUUAUACACACGUUCGUGUGCACCCAAGAACCUAUGACUUUCUUCCAGUUCCUUCUACCAGGUCCCCAUCCUGCUGCCAGCUCUCAACAUAGCAGGCCAUAGGACCCACAGAAGAAUCCCAGCGUUGCUCAAAGUCUAACCAUCAUAAAGACACUGCCUGUCUUCUAGGAAUGACCAGGCACCCAGCUCCCACUGGACUCCAGUUCUUUUUCCUGCCUUAUUUAGAAUUCUUUGGCGGGAAGGGUAUGAUGGGUUCCCAGAGACAAGAAGCCCAACCUUCUGGCCUGGGCUGUGCUGAUAGUGCUGAGGGAGAUAGGAAUUUGCUGCUAAGAUUUUUCUUUGGGGUGGAGUUUCCUCUGUGAGGGGCUUGCAGCUGUCCUUCCUGUGUAUACAAAUACAGUAUUUUCCAUGGU